Molecule: messenger RNA, 1503 nt
Organism: Gastrolobium bilobum
Lineage: Eukaryota; Viridiplantae; Streptophyta; Magnoliopsida; Fabales; Fabaceae
Product: heavy metal-associated isoprenylated plant protein 36-like
Exons: 3
Coding region: 176-1333 (385 amino acids)
Molecular function (GO): metal ion binding
Source: RefSeq, a predicted model, not a curated record
UCAUGAAAGCCUUAACUUUUUUCUUUCCUUUCCCUUUUAAAUAAUAAAUUAUUUAUUAAUGUCUUAAAUCCUUUGAUUCUCUGCUUUUAAAGCAUUCCCAUUAGUUUCAGAGUACCCUUCCUCCCUCUUCUCUUUCUCCAGAACAGACUCUGCUUCUUCGGUCUCUGAAGUUCAAAUGGCCGCAACAGAAUUAAAAGCGGAAGCUAAAGAAGUGGAAGAACAUUUAGAACCUCUCAUAUGCAAGACCAUUCCGUUGAAAGUCUCCAUUCACUGCGAGGGCUGCAAAAGGAAAGUAAAGAAAAUUCUACAGAGCAUAGACGGUGUUUAUAACAUAAACAUUGAUUUGAAGCAACAAAAAGUAGUGGUAACGGGGAACGUUGACGGCAAUACUUUGAUUAAGAAAUUAACUAAGUCAGGGAAGCAUGCAGAGUUAUGGCCUGAAAAAGCAGAUUCGAAAAAGAAAAAGCAGGUAAAAUCAGAGAACAACGAGAAACAGAACGACCCAGCUGAGAGCAAGGAAGAAACAAACCAAAGCGGUGAAAACGAUAAAGAAACUGUUAAAGUUGUCGGUCAAGAUACAUCCAAAAACGUCGAAGGUGGCAAUAACGCCGUUAAAAACAGCGACGGAUGUGGCGAGAUUAACGUUAACAAAACCGGUGAAGGAUGUUCAACGGGUAAAACCGGUACGGUACACUUUCAAGAACCAAAUCAAGAGGUGAGGCAAACCGUAAUGUUACCUGCCGGUAACCAGCCACCGGUGACGGAGAAAAAAGUCAGCAUCGCAGUGCAAGUUCCUAACGAAAAUGAAGCAUUAGGGAAUGAGAAAGGCGGCGGCGGCGGCGACGGCGGAGGAGGAGGUGGUGUUAGUGGAGGAAAAAAGAAGAAAAAGAAGAAAGGGAAUAACAAUAAUAACGGCAACGAGGGUGCUACCGUUACUAUUGCACACUCUGGUGCCCCUGGUCCCUCUGGUUCGGCUAACCAGGCACAAGGUCAAGGUCAAGGUCAAGGUCAUGGUCUAGGACAUCCAGGUUCAGUUCCAAUUUCAAACCCAGCCAAUGAGAGUCCUCCACGUCAUCACAUGUACCCACCGCAUUACUAUCCACCUCACCCUCCUCCUGUUUAUAACGUGAGCUAUCACACGGCAUAUCCAAGCAACUACGGUGCAGCGUAUUAUGCCUCACCACAACCGUAUUCAUACGCCCAUGUGGUGCGUCCAGGUACCGAAGUAGAGCCUCCACCGUAUAUGUACGAAUCGGAAUCGUAUACAUCGCAGCCCUCUGACUCAUUCGUGUUCUUUAGCGAUGAAAAUCCUAAUGCAUGCUCGGUCAUGUGAAUGUAAGACAUGUUGCGCGCAAUCAUUCCAUUCUAGUGCUUUUUUAUACAAUUUGUAUGAGCAUGGCCUGCAUGGGGUAAUUUUGUAAUACUAGUAGACAUAGGAGAAUCAUUAAAGGCUUAGGUUUUAUAAAAAAAAAAAAAAAAAAAAAAGGUUGUGUAGAAUAAUAA